AUGGACGCGGUUUUGGAACCCUUCCCGGCCGACAGGCUGUUCCCCGGAUCCAGCUUCCUGGACUUGGGGGAUCUGAACGAGUCGGAUUUCCUCAACAAUGCGCACUUUCCUGAGCACCUGGACCACUUUGGGGAGAACAUGGAGGACUUCUCCAAUGACCUGUUCAGCAGUUUCUUUGAUGAUCCUGUGCUGGAUGAGAAGAGCCCUCUGCUGGAUAUGGAACUGGACUCCCCUACGCCAGGCAUUCAGGCUGAGCACAGCUACUCCCUGAGCGGUGACUCGGCACCUCAGAGCCCCCUUGCGCCCAUCAAAAUGGAGGACACCACCCAAGAUGUGGAACAUGGAGCAUGGACGCUGGGACACAAACUGUGCUCCAUCAUGGUGAAGCAAGAGCAGAGCCCGGAGCUGCCCGUGGAUCCUCUGGCCGCCUCCUCAGCCAUGGCUGCUGCUGCCGCCAUGGCCAGCACCCCGCUGCUGGGCCUCAGCCCCCUGUCCAGGCUGCCCAUCCCCCACCAGGCCCCAGGAGAGAUGACUCAGCUGCCAGUGAUCAAAGCAGAACCCCAGGAGGUGAACCAGUUCCUCAAAGUGACACCAGAGGACUUGGUGCAGAUGCCUCCAACGCCCCCCAGCAGCCACGGCAGCGACAGCGAUGGUUCCCAGAGUCCCCGCUCUCUGCCGCCCUCCAGCCCUGUCCGACCCAUGGCUCGCUCCUCUACAGCCAUCUCCACCUCCCCCCUGCUCACUGCCCCUCACAAAUUACAGGGGACAUCAGGGCCACUGCUCCUGACAGAGGAGGAGAAGCGUACCCUGAUCGCUGAGGGCUACCCCAUCCCUACGAAACUCCCCCUCACCAAAGCUGAGGAGAAGGCCUUGAAGAGGGUCCGGAGAAAAAUCAAGAACAAGAUCUCAGCCCAGGAGAGCCGCCGUAAGAAGAAGGAGUAUGUGGAGUGUCUAGAAAAAAAGGUGGAAACAUUUACAUCAGAGAACAACGAGCUGUGGAAGAAGGUGGAGACCCUGGAGAAUGCCAACAGGACCCUGCUCCAGCAGCUGCAGAAACUCCAGACCCUGGUCACCAAUAAGAUCUCCAGACCUUACAAGAUGGCAGCCACUCAAACGGGGACCUGCCUUAUGGUAGCAGCCUUGUGCUUUGUUCUGGUGCUGGGCUCCCUUGUGCCCUGCCUUCCUGAGUUCUCUUCCAGCUCCCAGACUGUGAAGGAAGAUCCCAUGGCCUCAGACAGUGUCUACACAGCCAGUCAGAUGCCCUCCAGAAGCCUCCUGUUCUACGACGAGGGGGCAGGCUCAUGGGAAGAUGGCCGCAGUGCCUUGCUGCCCAUGGAGCCCCCAGACAGCUGGGAAAUCAAGCCCGGGGGUCCAGCAGAGCAGCGGCCCCAGGACCACCUGCAGCAUGACCACCUGGACAGCACCCACGAGACUACCAAGUACCUGAGCAAGGCCUGGCCUGAAGACGUCAAUGGAAAUGGCACCAACCCUGACUUCUCCCACUCCAAGGAGUGGUUCCAUGACAGGGAUCUGGGUCCCAACACCACCAUCAAGCUCUCCUAGGCCAUACCAGGACACAGGACGUACCCCCGGCACCCAGAGGAAAAGUUGUCUUGCUCACUAACCGGGAUCCGGCUCGUACCCCUUCCCCUGGA
Molecule: messenger RNA, 1655 nt
Organism: Otolemur garnettii (small-eared galago)
Lineage: Eukaryota; Metazoa; Chordata; Mammalia; Primates; Galagidae
Gene: CREB3L1
Product: cAMP responsive element binding protein 3 like 1
Exons: 12
Coding region: 1-1563 (520 amino acids)
Biological process (GO): regulation of transcription by RNA polymerase II
Molecular function (GO): cAMP response element binding; DNA-binding transcription factor activity, RNA polymerase II-specific
Source: RefSeq, a predicted model, not a curated record